Molecule: messenger RNA, 837 nt
Organism: Salvia hispanica
Lineage: Eukaryota; Viridiplantae; Streptophyta; Magnoliopsida; Lamiales; Lamiaceae
Product: FKBP-like peptidyl-prolyl cis-trans isomerase family protein
Biological process (GO): protein peptidyl-prolyl isomerization
Cellular component (GO): cytoplasm
Molecular function (GO): peptidyl-prolyl cis-trans isomerase activity
Source: RefSeq, a predicted model, not a curated record
CAUCAAACCAGAGCUAGUUUGAUUCAAAGCGAAAGAUAGAGCAGAGAAGAAUCUUUAUGGCCGAAACCCUCAUCUGCAUAUCUGCUGUCGCCGUCUUCCGCUCUCUCCCUUCAGCUUAUUACCCUUCAAUCAGCAAGUUGAGUGAUCGGAAUCAUGGGUGACACAAUUGAUUUGACCGGGGAUGGAGGAGUCCUGAAGACAAUAGUACGCCAAGCAAAAGCUGAUGCGCUCGGUCCAUCAGAGAGUAUUCCGCUUGUCGAUGUUCAUUAUGAAGGCACCCUAGCUGAAACUGGUGAAGUUUUUGACACUACGCAUGAAGACAAUACUAUCUUCACGUUUGAAGUGGGCAGUGGAAGUGUGAUUAAAGCUUGGGAUGUUGUGCUCAAAACCAUGAAGGUUGGGGAAGUCGCUAGGAUUACAUGUAAGCCAGAGUAUGCCUAUGGCAGUGCCGGUUCCCCACCUGAGAUCCCCCCAGAUGCGACUCUUAUUUUCGAGGUGGAGCUGGUCGCCUGCAAACCUCGCAAGGGUAGUCUAAGCAGCGCCUCCGAUGAGAGGGCAAGGCUGGAUGAGCUGAAGAAGCAACGGGAAGCAGCCGCUGCAGUAAAGGAGGAAGAGAAGAAGAAAAGGGAGGAAGCGAAAGCUGCCGCAGCUGCUAGGGUUCAAGCCAAACUCGACGCCAAGAAAGGCAAAGGGAAAGGCAAAGGCAAGUAAAAGAAGAUAUUGUGUGGAGAUGGUUGUAAUAAAGCUCAAGUAGCUGCACUAUAUAGACUACCCUCUUCAUAAUUUCUUCCACAAUGGUGAAAACAAGUUUAUCUCUAUAAAUACUGCUUCUAUGAA